GACUCAAUCUCACCGGUGAUUUGCCUUCCGCCGUCUGCGGAUCUCCUUUCCGAUCUAUCGGAUCUUCAUCUUUCACCUUUGUUAUGGCUGACCAAGAUCUGUGGGUUACUCUCCAGCAUCUAAACCUUGGAUCUGAGCGCACUCCUUUGAGGCUCUCUUCUGAGGCGACGAAUCAACGGGACGCUGAGCAUCGACUGAGUCUGAUUGUAAAGGGUCUUCACUCAUCUCAGAACCCGGCAGGAAUAAAAGUUAUGAUGCCAAAGAUUUGGAAAUUGGAGGGUCGUAUUACUAGCGGAAUCAACGAAGACGGAUCUGUUCAGUUCUUCUUCAAACAGGAGCAUCAAUUGCUUACAAUCCUUGAUAAUGGCCCUUGGACUUACAAAGACUGGCUUGUGGUUGUCGACCGGUGGACUCGUCGGACAUAUCCAGAUUAUCUUCGCAUCAUUCGUUUCUGGGUCAAAAUUCUGAAUCUACCAGAUGAUUCUAGAAAUGAUAGAGUGGUAAGUGAAGUUGGAGGGGUCUUAGGUCAUGUUGAUGAGAUCCACAUACAACAACCAACGUCUGAACAAGCUGGAGAAGUUUGGGUACGUGUUCCAAUAGACAUCUCUGCGAAGCUCACAUUUGCUAGUCUUAAUCAUCUAGCGUCUGGUUGUAAUGUCCAAAUCCCUGAACCAGAACAGCUACAAGUUCUAGCUCCUGCUCAAAAUCCAGCUCCUGAAGGCACUCUAGCAAAUGAAAAUCAGCUGGUAGAUAGCUCGCGCACUCCCACAGAGGUGGCAGAUGAUACUAUGGGGGAAACAGUGGGCUCAAAUCUCAAUAUGGAUAUUUCUGAUCAACAGGUGCAUGAUGGAGUACCUGGAGAAUCCAUGAAUUUUAUGCAUCCAGAUUCUCUUACAGAUAGAAUAAAUCUUACUUUUGCUGUUAGAGAAGUGGACGCUGCUUCAGCUCAGGGUUUGAGGAACCCCCUGACAAUUCCCUACCUUAAGGAUAUCAAUCGUAAGUAUAAGAUUGAUAUCCUGUUCCUCGUGGAAACUAAAAACAAGGAUAACUAUGUACAGCAAUUAGGAAAAGAGCUCCUUUUUGAUCAUCAUUUUCUGGUCUCUCCUGAUGGUCUAAGCGGUGGCCUUGCGAUCUUUUGGAAGGACUCAGUACAGUGUGAGUUUCUUGAUUCUCCAACACUCCACUAUACUGAUAUGUAUAUAUCUGAAGGAUCUAUCACUUUUUGUCUAUCGUAUGUGUAUGGUAACCCGGAGAGGAAACCAAGACAACAACUUUGGAAUAGAAUGAUGGCACUUGCUCAAGCGGGCCUUUAUCAGCGUAAGCCCAGAUUAGUGUUAGGUGACUUCAAUGAAAUCAAGAGUAACGAAGAGAAGAUAGGUGGAGCUAACAGACCAGAUUGGCAACUUGCAAACUUUCAGAGGAUGAUCAAUAUCUCUGGUCUUCAGGAGUUUAGAACUUUUGGGGGUCCUUAUACUUGGAUUGGUAACAGGUCUUGUGGUACCAUUAAGUCCAAGCUUGACAGAGUUCUUGCUUCUGCAGAUUGGCAAGAACAAUACCCUAAAGCAAAAGUUCAGCUGCUGGAUUGGUGCGGAUCUGAUCAUAAGCCACUAUUGCUUCAAACAGAGGAUAAUAAAUGGAGGGGGAAAAAAUUGUUUAGAUAUGACAACCGCUGGAGAAACAACAUAGAGGUCCACAAACUCAUUCAAAGCAUUUGGAGGCAGCAGUGUGCCCAUAUCUCUCCUCAGAAUUUUGCGGAAUCACUCAAAAGAUGUAGAAAUGGGCUGUCCCAGUGGAAGUCUGAGCAUAAUCAAAAUUCCAGAAAGAAGAUUCAGCAACUCCAAUUGGCCUUGCAGAAAGCUUAUGAAUCUUCUUAUGUGGACUAUAACUAUAUCACAGAGAUAGAAAUGCAGCUGCAAUAUGAAUAUCGUAUGGAAGAAGAAUACUGGCGCACUAAAAGCCGCAUUCAAUGGCUACACUCUGGUGACAAGAAUACUCGAUAUUUCCAUGAGAAAACUAAGCAACGAAGAUCAUACAAUAGAAUUACAUCUCUUCAAGAUGAAGAUGGAAAUAUCAAAACUUCUGAGGAGGAGAUUCAGGACAUUAUUCAUGCUUACUUUGAGCAGCUUUAUACUUCUGCUGGCACGCAUCAAGUGGACUCUGUUCUGCAGCAUAUCCAGCCCAAAGUGACUCCGGAAAUUAACAGUAAACUACUAGCUCCUGUCACAGAAGAGGAAAUCUUUCAAGCCAUAUCCAGCAUGAAUGUAGAUAAAGCGCCAGGGCCAGAUGGUUUCAAUGCAGGAUUCUACAAGUUCCACUGGCAAGACAUCAAAGCAGAUGCAUCUUGGAUUAGUCCAGAUAGCAAAAUCGGCAUUGGUUGGACCUUGCAUGACUCACAAGGUCGGCUUAUCAUUCGAGGAAGUACAUCACUUGGCCCCACUGACACGGUAUUAGAAGCAGAAGCAAUAGCUCUAAAAGAAGCUCUACUCCAAAUGCGCCGCCUCAAUUAUCAUAAUGUCACAUUCUGUGGAGAUUCAUUUACUCUGUUUGGGUAUUUGGAGAAGAAUACUCACUCUGGACUUCAAGGAAUGGGUCCUCAAGAGAUUCAAGGAUUUCUGCAAGACAUUGUACUAAUUGCGCAUGACUCUUAUCGGUUUAAGUACAUCAAUAGGCAGGCAAAUCAGUUAGCAGAUGAAUUAGCCAGAAACGCUAGAAUUCAUAACUCUCCUUAUGUUGUUUCUUGGAUAUCCUAGACUUAGCUUCUCAUGUAAAAUUUGUAAUGUAAACUUUCUCUUGUAAUAUUUCUUUCCUUUCUAAUGGAAUAUAAAUUGCCGACAAAA
This is a messenger RNA of Arabidopsis arenosa, 2837 nucleotides long. NCBI's taxonomy places the organism in Eukaryota, Viridiplantae, Streptophyta, Magnoliopsida, Brassicales, Brassicaceae. The record is from the annotation of a GenBank genome assembly.